AAUUCUCUUUCAAUAAAGUCAUGGCAUUACCACUUCUCUCAAUUUUCCUUUUUUCAUCUCUAACCUUAUUUUCUCUUACAGAAUCCAAACUCAAUGUUGACUAUUACAACAAAACAUGUCCUCAAUUUGAAAAAAUCAUCCAACAAAUCGUCGUCGAUAAGCAACUCGCGGCCCCCACCACCGCGGCUGGGGCCCUCCGCCUCUUCUUCCACGAUUGCAUGGUGGGAGGAUGUGACGCGUCGUUAUUGAUUUCCUCAAAUUCCUUUUCCCAAGCCGAGCGUGACACGGAUAUCAACCUCUCCCUCCCGGGGGACGCUUAUGAUGUUGUCACACGUGCAAAGACUGCAUUAGAACUCCAAUGCCCUGGCAUUGUAUCUUGUGCAGAUAUUUUAGCUGUUGCAACUCGUGACUUGAUUACAAUGGUUGGAGGUCCAUUUUACAAAAUUCGCCUAGGGCGAAAAGAUAGCUUUGAAUCGUACGCAAAAGAUGUUGAAGGACAUAUUGCUAGGCCUAACAUGACUAUGGACACAAUAAUUAAUAUGUUUGCAUCAAAAAAUUUAAAUGUACAAGAAAUGGUAGCAUUAAUGGGUGCACAUACAAUUGGAUUUUCUCAUUGUUCGGAAUUUAGCAAGAGAUUAUUCAAAUUUAGUCAGACGUCAGAAUUUGAUCCUACUAUGAACCCUACAUAUGUGCAAGCGUUACAAACCUUGUGUGGGAAUAACACGAAGGAUAUGGCUGCGUUCAAUGACGUGAUGACACCUGGCAAAUUCGACAACAUGUAUUUCAUAAACUUGCAAAAGGGGCUAGGGUUAUUGGCAUCUGAUCAAGCUAUGAUUUAUGACCAAAGGACAAAGCCAUUUGUGGAGCUUUAUGCAAAGGAUCAAGAUGCAUUUUUCAAGGCAUUUGCACAUGCAAUGGAGAAAGUGAGUGUUUAUAAAGUUAAAUUAGGGAAAAUGGGAGAGGUGAGACGUAGAUGUGAUGUUGUGAAUCAAUUACAAGUAAAUCCAAACAAGAAAAUUGGUAGUUAAUUAAUUAAUUAGGUU
Messenger RNA from Solanum stenotomum, 1043 nucleotides. RefSeq names its product peroxidase 6-like. Lineage: Eukaryota; Viridiplantae; Streptophyta; Magnoliopsida; Solanales; Solanaceae. The coding region runs from base 21 to 1028 and encodes 335 amino acids. Gene Ontology annotation, biological process: response to oxidative stress; hydrogen peroxide catabolic process. The record is from RefSeq and is a predicted model, not a curated record. Gene Ontology annotation, molecular function: peroxidase activity; heme binding. The transcript has a single exon.